UGUUUGACUCAACACGUGACCUCGUCUUUGAUAUUAAAUAUAUCUACGACACGGCUAACGUUAGCCGCUAAAGCUAAAUUCCACCUUAAAUUAAUCAGAGCAGCAAACAGGAAGAGUGAACCACUGCGGAAAGUACCGAGCUCCCCUGACGGAAAAAACAACUGUGCUGCUAACAAGAAAACUAAAGAGCGGAUCCCAUUAUCUAGGAGGAUCUCGUUUUUCUUAGUAGGCUUUAAAUAUUCAAUAAUGGAGGCCUAAUCACCUACCAAAGGGGUGUCCACGAUGGGGGGAGGGGUUUGAGAUCACGCGUCCCUUGGUCUGUGUGAAUGUGAGUGCUUGAGGCAUUGAUUUACUUUAUCAUUUAGUUUAUAAUGUUUUUAUAUAUAAUCCCACGCAUGUUUAGGUUGAGCUGGUCAGUUUAUGUUUUAGACUUGUCUCUGAUAAAAGAGCAGGAUAAUAAAACCUACAUGGAACCUGGGUGAUCCUGGGAAGAUGCUUUUUAAGAUAAUUCAUCUUUUUUUACUGCUCAGGAUGUUUUGUUCGACUUACACCGAAUGGGCAUGUAAUUAAAACAUAAAUGUAGUCUCACCAGUUAUAUGUUUAUUGGUGGUAUUCUCCAAGCGCUACAGGUAAUGUAGGUCCAAGUUCCAGAUCCUAUGCAGGGAACAGGAUGUUUGAGGGACAUCAAUAUGCUGUGUGAUGAGUAAUCAUUCUUCGGUCAAAGAAUUCUUAAGUUUCACACUAACAUAGAGUUUCGGCUUAGCUUUCUUUUUCUGAGUUGCACCUCCCACAUGCUAUUUUCAGUUUUUGUGUGACUGAGUGUGCAUGUGAUAGAAAGACCUUGGGUUUUCUCAAACCUCUCUCCCUUUAAAGGACAUCACUUUUCCCUUUUAUAUAGCUAUACUUCAAUCAAAAAAAUGGAAACUCUUUUUCAACUAAAAAACAACCCGUUUUUGAUGGGAUUGUGUCGUAACGGACCUCCAUCUGAUCUACAGUAUGAUAACUCCUCAGAGCUCUUUCGCAUCUCAACCUUUGCAUGUUUCCCGACCUCGGGAGUCACAGAGCGAAGCCUGGCGAGGGCAGGGUGGUUCUACACAGGGGUGGGCGACCGUGUGCAGUGUUUCAGGUGCAACGUGACGGCAGACGGAUGGCAGGCCGGAGACUGUCCGACAGAGAAACACAGGCAGCUCUCUCCUUCCUGCUCCUUCAUCCAGAGCCUCCCGUCCACAGCCAACCUUCUCUCCUCAUCUCACUCUGCCUUUUCCCCACUCCGCAUUGCCCCAGCUAUACCACUUUCUGGUCAAGGUCCAGCCGCUCCUAACCCAACAGUAAACCCAGGUGAAGAACCAGGUGGAUACCUAAAUAUGGGUUUUUCUGCUCCGCCGCCCUCCAGCCCACUGACCUCUCGGGGUGUAGAGGACAUGUCCCACCAGAGACCAACAUGCCACAACCCAGGCAUGCGCAGAGAGCAAGACCGCCUGGACUCCUUCAGCUCAUGGACGCUCUCCAUCAUCACCCCAGCAGAGCUUGCCAAGGCGGGCUUCUACUAUUUAGGCCAGGGUGACCGAGUGGCAUGCUUCAGCUGCGGAGGACAGUUGAGUAACUGGGAGCCAGGUGACAGAGCUGUGUCUGAACACCAGAGACAUUAUCCCAACUGUCGUUUUGUCCGAGGUGACAGAGCCGACAAUGUGUCGCUGGCCGGAGCAGCGACUUCCCAGCUGUCUGCAGGAGGCCCAACUCUCAGUAACGUCUCCAAUCCAGCCAUGCAGCAGUGCGAGGAGAGGCGGCUCACCUUCGUCAACUGGCCAUCUCGUAUACCUGUCCGGCCAGACCAGCUGGCUAAGGCUGGCUUCUACUAUGUAGGUCGUAACGAUGACGUCAAGUGUUUCUGCUGCGAUGGAGGUCUUCGGUGCUGGGAAUCUGGAGAUGAUCCCUGGGUGGAGCAUGCUAAAUGGUUUCCGCGGUGUGAGUAUUUACUCCAUGAGAAGGGACAAGAAUUUGUUCACCAGAUCCAGGCUCGCUUCCCUCGGCUGUUCGAGCAGCUUUUAAACAAUGGAGACAACAACUCCAGAGAAUUUGUGGAUCCACCUGUGGUCCACCUCGGUCCAGGAGAGGAGCGGUCUGAGGAUGCCGUCAUGAUGAACACCCCAGUGAUUAAGUCUGCAUUAGAGAUGGGCUUUGAGCGGAGUUUAGUCAAGCAAACGGUCCAGAGCAAGAUCCUGACCAGCGGAGAGAACUACAGAACGGUCCAGGAGCUGGUGUUGGACCUACUGAGUGCCGAGGACCAGAAGAGGGAAGAGGAGCGCGAGAUGGUGGCUGAGGCGAUGGCAUCAGAUGGUUUCACGUUUGUGAAGAGACACCAGGCAGCAUUGAUCCAGCGUCUCAAGAGUGUCGAGCCAGUGUUGGAGCAUUUGAGAGACCAAAAUGUCUUAUGUGCCGAGGAGUACAGCAGCCUCCAGGAUCAGACUACGGCCCAGCAGCAAACUGCCAAGCUGAUCGAGCUCGUCCUCUGCAAGGGCAACGCUGCGGCCGAAGUCUUCCGCAACUGGAUCCAGAAAAAUGAUGUCCACCUACUCAGGGAUCUCAUGGCCCAGUCAAAUGAAGCUGCGUCACCGAGCCAAGAUCUUUCAGACCUUCCCAUGGAGGAGCAGCUGCGACGCCUGCAGGAGGAGCGUACCUGCAAGGUGUGUAUGGAUAAAGAGGUCAACAUCGUUUUCAUCCCGUGUGGACAUCUGGUGGUGUGCAAAGAGUGUGCACCGUCACUUAGAAAGUGCCCAAUCUGCAGAGGACUGGUUAAAGGCACUGUCCGAACCUUCCUCUCAUAACCAGGAGGCUGAGCUGUGUUCCCUCAGUCUUGUUUCACCAUGAUGUGAUUGAAUGUAAAGCAAUACAAUAUAUGGUUUUACCUGGAAAGGUUUUGCUUUUUUUCUUCUCGGUUGACUUUCCCCUCCACCUUAAGAAUUAUUUAAGUUUUUACAUGUAUCAAUAAAUCAGUUUGUUAGGGCUGGUUUAUAUGGGAGCAAAAAUAUGAAUCCAUAAAUGUCACAAUAUGUAAACCCUAUGAAAAUUCUCAAAGUAAUCAAAUGAUUUAUGUUUUGCUGUUGCUGCCAUGAAGUAAACAAUCAAUGGUAAGGCUUAAUUCUUUUACUCGUCUGUCUGGUAUAAAUAUCAAUGAGAUGGUCUUUAUGUAUUUAGGAUCAAGCACAGGCAGCAACUAUAGUAAGGGUGCAGUCGUCAAUGUGAAGUGAAUAUAAAAGAUCACCGAAGUUUAACUUGCUGCCAUUUUAAUGUUUUCAUUCUCAUCCUUGGCUUUGGAUGAGAAUGAGACUGAAACGUGUCUGACCGGCUCCUAAAUCAUGGUUUGACGCACCUACAAUAGCUUCUCAACUCUGCUCCUUUUGACGAGAGAAGCUGAAUCAUUUUGGACUUUUCAACCAUAAGCAAAGUGUCAUAUCCAAAACUGAGGAUAGUGAAGCAGUGAUGGCUAAACAUUUGAUUAACAUACUAUCAAUCUGAACUAACUACACCCUUCAUCACUGUCCAUUGGAAACAUUAAUAUACCAGUUCAAAUUAAACGUUUAUGUCCGUGUCUCAGACAUUUACCCUGUGUUCAGUUAAUACUGACAGCACUAAUAGUCAGUUGUGUUACCAUGUAGUGAAUGUAGGUACUUUUACCUAUAAUAAACAUAAUUCAAACCCUA
This is a messenger RNA of Platichthys flesus (European flounder), 3701 nucleotides long. RefSeq names its product baculoviral IAP repeat containing 2 (gene birc2). Lineage: Eukaryota; Metazoa; Chordata; Actinopteri; Pleuronectiformes; Pleuronectidae. The record is from RefSeq and is a predicted model, not a curated record. Gene Ontology annotation, molecular function: ubiquitin protein ligase activity; cysteine-type endopeptidase inhibitor activity involved in apoptotic process. The transcript has 13 exons. Gene Ontology annotation, cellular component: nucleus; cytoplasm. Gene Ontology annotation, biological process: positive regulation of protein ubiquitination; regulation of cell cycle; negative regulation of apoptotic process. The coding region runs from base 918 to 2825 and encodes 635 amino acids.